Messenger RNA from Pseudopodoces humilis (Tibetan ground-tit), 11109 nucleotides. It is a transcript of the gene PHC3, whose product is annotated as polyhomeotic homolog 3. The record is from RefSeq and is a predicted model, not a curated record. Gene Ontology annotation, biological process: negative regulation of DNA-templated transcription. NCBI's taxonomy places the organism in Eukaryota, Metazoa, Chordata, Aves, Passeriformes, Paridae. Gene Ontology annotation, cellular component: nucleus; PRC1 complex. Gene Ontology annotation, molecular function: zinc ion binding; chromatin binding; histone binding.
GCUAUGGAGAAUGAACCCAACACAACAACAUGUUCUGCGUCCACAACGACCAUCACCACCACCUCCACUUCCCGCACGCCACUGCCGCAGAUCUCCGUCUACAGCGGCUCUGACAGACAUGCUGUCCAGGUUAUUCAACAGGCCUUGCAUCGUCCUCCUAGCUCAGCUGCUCAGUACCUCCAGCAGAUGUAUGCAGCCCAACAGCAGCAUCUAAUGCUGCAGACUGCUGCUCUGCAGCAGCAGCACUUAAGCAGUACCCAAUUUCAGAGUCUGGCAACUGUUCCACAGGCAAGCCUGUCAGGUGGGAGGCAAUGUACUUCCCCCACUGGGAGUGUCACUCAGCAGUCAAGCAUGUCGCAGACCUCGAUUAACCUCUCCACCUCUCCUACACCUGCACAGAUAAUAAGCCGUUCUCAGACCUCCAACACCACCAGCAGCAGCAUCACCCAACAGACGAUGUUGCUGGGCAGCACCUCUCCCACCCUGAGUGCAAGCCAGGCUCAAAUGUAUCUACGAGCUCAGAUGCUUAUUUUUACUCCUGCGACAACUGUGGCUGCUGUCCAGUCUGACAUUCCUGUUGUCUCCUCAUCGUCCUCAUCUUCCUGUCAGUCUGCAGCUACUCAGGUUCAGAACUUGACGUUGCGCAGUCAGAAGCUGGGUGUGUUGUCAAGUUCACAGAAUGGCCCACCAAAGAGCAGCAGUCAAACUCAGUCCCUGUGCCCCAGUAAAGCUGUCAGCAGCUCCAAGGGCAGCCAGCCAGAUCCCUCAGAAAGCAAUAGGAAAGGCGAGAGCCCUGCUCCGGAGUGUCGGAGCACGCCGGUCACACGGACAUCCAGCAUACACCACUUAAUUACACCAGCUUCAUAUUCUCCAUUGCAACCUCAUUCUCUAGUAAAACAUCAGCAGAUCCCACUUCAUUCGCCAUCUCCAAAGAUUUCCCAUCAUCAGCUGAUCCUGCAGCAGCAACAGCAAGUCCAGCCGAUUGCACUCCAAACUCCUCCGGGCCAGGAACCGCCUCCAUCCCAGCACUGUCUGCCCCUCCCCAGCCAUGCGCUGCCUCCGGCUCCCAGCAGCGUCCAGUCCCACUGCUCCCCUAUCCACAUCCAUCCUCCGCCUCUCGCGCUCUCUCCUACCCCAUCCCAGUCAGCUCAGCAGUCAGUGGUGGUGUCCCCUCCGCCGUCCCAGUCCCCGAGUCAGUCACCCACCAUAAUUAUUCACCCUCAAGCCCUUAUCCAGUCCCAGGCCAGCUCCCUGGUGCCGGCGGCUCUGCAGCCCGAGCCGGCCGCUCCCCAGGCGGCUGCUGCUAACCCCGUGCGGGCAUCGCAGCCUCUCAGCCUCCCGCCGCACCUGCCGCUCCCGCCCUCGUCCGCCGUGCACAUCGGGGCCGUGGAGCCGCCCAGCUUGGUUUCCCCGGGCCAGCAGCUCGUGUCCUCCACGCCACACCAGCAGUAUCCAGCCCUGCAAUCCGCUCCUAUCCCUCUGGCAGCUCCGCCUCAACUCUCUGCCUCCUCAACCCAGAUUCAACCGCUGCCCCUGCAGUCUGUGCAGUCUUUACAAGUACAGCCUGAAAUUCUGUCCCAGGGACAGGUUUUGGUUCAAAACGCUUUGGUGUCUGAGGAAGAACUUCCUGCUGCAGAGGCUUUGGUCCAGCUGCCAUUUCAAACUCUUCCUCCGCCACAGACCGUCGCAGUAAACCUGCAGGUGCAGCCGUCAGUUCCGAUUGAAACUCCAGUGAUUUACCAAGUGGAGAAUGUGUGUGAAGAGGAGAUGCCCGAGGACUCAGAUUGUGUCCACAUGGCAAGAACACCAACACCACCCACCUUGUCCCCACCAGCCAUAACCUUGGGCAACGGAGAUGCCCUUAAUUCAGAAGAUCCUUUGUCAGAACAUGGGGGACUGCCUUCAGUGACGUCAUCAGUCAGUGCCUCAGUAAUUAAAUCUCCAUCUGAUCCUUCCCAUGCCUCUAUUCCACCACCACCUCUUUUGCUUCCAGCAGCAACGACAAGGAACAACAGCACAUCCAUGCCCAAUAGCAUCCCCAGCCUAGAAAAUAAACCUCCACAAGCUAUUGUUAAACCCCAGAUCCUGACCCACGUCAUUGAAGGCUUUGUGAUUCAGGAGGGGUUGGAGCCAUUCCCUGUCAGUCGUUCAUCUUUGCUGGUAGAACAGCCUGCAGAGAAGAGAUUGCUGGUGGAGGGUCAGAUAAUGAGUGUGGUGUGUGUUGAGUCAGAUUUGCAGAACACAAAACAUGCAGACAACUCAUCAGACACAGAGAUAGAGGAUAUGAUUGCAGAAGAGGGACUGGAUGAAAUUGAAAAUGAUCUUCUGAAGUGUGAAUUUUGUGGAAAAAUGGGAUAUCCCAAUAAGUUUCUGCGGUCAAAAAGAUUCUGCUCCACAUCCUGUGCCAAAAGGCACAGCCUUAGUUGCACUAAGAAAUUUGGGCUGUUUCCAUCAGACAAGACCAGUCGUUGGAAUCGGAAGUCAGAUAGCCAAAGUCUUGGGCGACGCGGGCGUCGGCCGAGCGGCCCUGAGGGGGCAUCACGGGAUCAUUUUCUUAGACAGCUUCCAAUUACUUAUCCAUCUGCAGAAGAAGAUCUGGCUCCUCAUGAAGACGCUGUUCCAACGGCCAUGACCACGCGCCUGCGGAGGCAGAGUGAGAGGGAGAGGGAACGGGAGCUUCGGGAGCUGAGGAUGCGGAAAAUGCCAGAGAGCAUCGACCUGUUACCAGUGGUGCAAACUGACCCCUCAGUAUGGACUGUCGAUGAAGUUUGGGCCUUUAUACAUUCUCUGCCUGGUUGUCAAGAUAUUGCAGAUGAAUUUAGAGCACAAGAAAUUGAUGGACAAGCUCUCCUCUUGUUGAAGGAGGAUCACCUUAUGAGUGCAAUGAAUAUUAAGCUUGGACCUGCAUUGAAAAUCUGUGCACGUAUCAAUUCCUUGAAAGAAUCCUAGGAGGUGAACAUGAAGGUUUAAACAACAGUUUCUCAGUGACAGAACCGACAGUAAUAUGCCAACAUCUUCACUGUGGCAUGAGUGUUACUGUGAUGUUUUGUUAAGUAGGUGGGGCUCUCCUCACAUAAAGACUUUAAACUGUUCCUUUGAUUAUACCGGGAGUCCUCUGUAGUUUUCAACAACUAAUAGGUUUAUAGUAAAACCUGAGUAAUGCUUUGAGUUGAAAUUUUUCAUGGAAAAACAUGAAGUGAAAUAUGCUGUGAUAGGUUAGGUAUUCCCCAACAUGUACUUCAUCUUAUGAGUUAUGAUUAAUAUCCCAGUCCCCACCCCAAUCUAGACACCAUUUAAAUUGUGUUGCUGUAUUUUGAAAGACUUUUCCCACAUACAGCAGUGUUUGGACUGAACUAACAGAAGUGUCCACAGGCCCUGUGGAAGCACUAGUACCAGUAAAAUGCUAUGCAUUUAGUUGUGCUCUCUGAGUUUGUUUUAGUCUUGAGCAAAUUGUUUGUAAGGGGUAGGUUGGCAGCUGGUUUUCCUCAUGUAGGCUUAUCCUCAUCUCUGCCACUAUAGUAUUUUCUUGAAGUCUGUAAAAUACCAUAAACCAUGUAGAUGUCUCACCAAAAUCCUCGUGAUCAGGCUACUGACACUCCUGCCAGAGGUAACUGAAGCACAUGUUACUUUACUCUGAAUGCUGCUAUGCACUAAGGGGGCAUUAAGUGUUAGGUUUGGAGUUUCACAUGCUGCUAGUUAAGCUAGACCAGCAGUUCUCAAAUGGGGGUUCAGAGUGGACCCUGAGGAAGUGUGUAAGCACUUGGGGUCAGGUUCCCAAAUGCCUUGGUGUGAGGGGCUGAAAACUGCAGCCAGGACCAGCUCAUGUUGAGACAAGUUGCUUUAGAGUUGGGGUAGAGAAGGGACAGCAUAGCCCAGAUGUUCUUUUUCCUGAUACCUCUUCUAACAUGUCUUUUCCCUGUAGCGCAUUCUCGUUGCCUCAUUGGAAGCUUCCAAGCACCUUUUCCUUAUCCAGGGGCCAGUGUGAGCUGUGCUGGCUGUUCUCUGAGGAAGGAACAGUGAGGCCACCCUCAGAGCUUGUGCAGGAGUAGCUGCUGCUGCCAUGAGGGAGCCUGGAGCUUCAGGUCAGCAGGAGGAAUGCCAGCGUUGGCAACUCUGGGAGAAUUAUGCAGUGGCCCUGAUUUGUCCCUCUGGCAAGAGAUUUUGUCUUGGAUGCUACAGACCCCAGUGGUGGGAUUUUAGUGUUCCACUCCAUCUUCCCUCUCACACUCUGUGGAGCAAAUACAUUUCUCCAGUUACUGAUGCUCUUGGAAGCUGCUUUGAGGCAGCAGCACCUUCUUGGCCUUUGGUUCCCCACCACCUGUGCAUGGAUGCUCAUGGAUGCAUUUUGUACUUCUGUUCCCUCCCUUUUGCAGCUCCACUCCCCUUAUGUACAGACCUGGAUUCCUAAGCUCUUGUUUAGGGAAAGAAGGGUACAUGUGCUGAUAGUCAUUGUGUAUAUUUGAAUUAAAUAUGUGUAUGUGUCUGCAAAUAAUGUAUUUUUUGUAUUUUAUGCAAAUUAAUGCAUAAUAUAUGAUUGUGUAGGGAGGUAUUCAGGGGCCUGUACAGUAUACCUAAGGAGAAAAGGAACUGACCUAAAGUUUGAGAACUGCUGCCCUAGAUCAAAAGGAGUCAAUGCACAUACACUGGCUGAAAGGCAGGUUUGUGACAGACAGAUUAAUAUGUAUAUUAUUUAACUGAUGACCUUAAAGAGUAAAUUUGGAUUACAGAAAAAUCUGUGCUUUAUUUUCCUUUAAUUAGACUAUUGCUUUGUUUCCACUAACAGAUUUUCUACCAUUACCUUCUGGAGAUCAACGUUAGAAUCAUUGUUCUUAAUUACAACUGUUUGAGCUUGCUAAUAGCAGAUGUUAUUAAUGCUUUUAUUAACCACUGAAGCUGCAAGUUAGGACAACACACUGUAGUUGCACGCUGGUAUGUGGUGAGAGCCCUUAUCCAAACGGCACCAAAGCUUUAGAGGAUGAAUUGAUGCCUGGGUUUAUUUUGGAGGGAAGUCGCUAAGCACUUUCUAAUUUGUUUUUUUUCUGUUUUCAGUUACUGUUGUAAAAUAAACUACUUAGUUGAAGCUCCAACGUUUGCUAAUGUUCAUUUGAAAAACAUUCAAAUGAUGGAGAUAGUGGGUUCCCAUUUGUAGCAUUUCUGUAAGAUACACAGUGUAGCAUAUCUGUAACAUAUGUUUUAAAGGAUAUGUUCUGUUUUGAUGAGCUAACUGAAGACUAAAGAUAUCUUAGAUAUUUAUCCUUUGGCUUUUGUCUUAAAGUUUUAUUAUUUUUAUACAGAAAUCUCACUCGCUAAUUUUUAAUCUGUCUUCUGAUUGUACUGUUCUUAGGCAAUGUAAAAAGUAGGGAUACAUAAAUGUGGUUUGAUAAUGGUUUAAGGUGUACUAGAAAAUGUGGACUUAGGGGUCUUUUUUAGACCUGUAGUUAAUCAGUGUUACAUGCAUGGGAAUUUUAUGGCUGCUUUAAUUUUGCUUUAUUAGACAGCUUUCAGGAGAGCUUCUCCAGCUAAUGUUUGUGUCCAGCUCAGCCAUAAUCACUGCCAGGUGCCAGGAGCUCAGAGCAGACCCCACUAAGGUACAUCUGGUCCUGUUUGUCUGGUAUGUAACAUUCCCUGUGGGUUUGGGAGAGCCACAGAUAAUGAGUUAUGCUUUAAAUAUUCAUGAAUGCAAAAGCUUAGAAUGUGGACCUUAUGCAUAUUGAAAGUUUUUUUUUUCUUCUUCGGUGAUCUUAGCAAUUAACUGGAACUUAAAAGCAGAGGCAGCUAUACUGACCUGUAUUGAUAAAGUGCACUUGUAUGGGAGUGUUUGCCAGUGUAGCUGUGUCAAUAAAAUCAAUUUUUUAAAAAAAUUCACACUUGUAUGUGAAAGUAGGCUGAAAAAUUUCCAAGUGCAGCUGAAGUCUACUUGGGAAGCUUAUGAAUUUGCUCAAAAAAGCAAUAUAAUACUUAGAGUAACAUUUCUCCAGAACCAUUUUACAUACUGGCCACUUGCUGUUCAAUAGGUGAGGUCUUCCCAGGCUUAUCCUACCAUUUCCCAUGGCUUUCUCUCAUGUUAGGCUGUACCCUCUUGCAAAAGAAGUAUUAAAGAUUUUAAUUGUAUUUUAAAACUUGUAAUGCUUGCAGUAUUUCAGCUUCUAUAGGAAUAGCUCAGAAGGGAGAUACAUUCCAUGGCUUUUUCCCUUCCUUUUUCUUCACCACUUUCCAUCCUACCCUACUCCUUAGCAGAAACUGCAGCAUUAUCUCAGGGCAAGGCCCUUUUGCAGAGCACUGGGCUGAAGGUGGCUGUCAAGAUUUCAUCCAGUAGACUAGAACUGUGACACUUGUCUCAGCUUCAGGGUUUGUUUGAGAUUUUAAAGAAUUGCACGUGAAUGAUCAAAAUGGGUGUGCAGCCUCCCCUGAUCCAUCUGGCUCAUAUCACUCUGCAUCCCUGCUUUGCAGCAGGAGCAGGGCAUUCCCCUGAGGAAGCUUGGCUACCUCCACUGACUUAAAGUGCCAGUUGUUUUGGCUCACCAGAGAGUGUCUGAAGGGUUUUUUAAACUGGCUGCAUUGUAAAUCCAUUCUUUACCCAUUAACCCAUCAUAUUUUUCCAGAAAUUAAGUUCUUUGUGGAGGGUAAAGUCUUCGUUAGAUUUUUGUCCAUGAGACAUUUCAAAUAGAAGAUUUAUGUGCUGCAAGCAUCCAUUUCCUCAUUUCUUUCCUGUGAAAGCAGGUAUUUACCCCCUGACUUCUACCUGUGCUUUGUCCAAAAAUGAAUCCAGCCUUUUGGAUAGAACAGAUGGAGUCCUUUGUAGCUGCAGAUGUGGCAGAAGGAGGAAAGGAUGGGAUAAAACCAACUGUUUGGGCAGCUUUUGCAUUAUUGCUCUAUCUUGAAGUGUAAGGAAAUAUUCAGGUACAAACCAUUGAAAUGUAAUUUGAAUGGAAGUUUGUUGUGAGACUGGGCUGGGUGUGGUGUGUUACUGCCCGGCAUGGCAGCUACAGCUAAUGCCAGUUUCAGAUGGAUGUUCUCAUUCUAAUAUCACAAUAUGCAUGCAGGAACUUCUGCCUCAAGAGCUCAACAGAUUUCUUACACAGUGACAAAUCUACAGCUCUGAGUGAUCAAAGAAUUCAGUGACAGCUGUGUUGAGUCCUGGUUUUGCAAACAUCCCCAUAGUUUAUAACAUGAGUAGUUCUGAUUGUACUGAGACUGCUCCUAUUAAAACUCAGUAUCUAUAAAGCUUGCAGGGUUAUUUUCUCACCAGUGUUGUAUAGAGAUGUCCUGUUGUCAUUGUUAACCAGAUAUUUCCUCAUUGAUUGUUUUAGGCUGCAGAUAAUGAUUGUGCAAAACAAUCAGUCUAGGACAGUUUUUUAAUAUUUGCCUAAAUUAGUUAUUAGAGAUGGAGAUAAGCUAAUAUUUUAGAGUAUUUUGUUUUAAAUACACUGUUCCUGUUCAAUGCUGCAUGGAACAGGUAUGAGCAGAGCUAUCAAUGAGUAAUUUCAGUGUAAAGUGUUAACUGCUCAUAGUGAAUUAAUUUUCAAGUCACUCUUUAUAGUGAGCUAUAGUUUCAGACAGGAAAUACUGUGAGGAAAAAUAAAUUUUAAAUUCAUUUAAUACUUAGUUCAUUUAAGAUGAGCCUAAAUUAAAUUAAUUAUAAAAGAAUUUGCCUUUAGUCAUGAGAGUUUAUUUAGACCUGAAAGGUUCUGUGUAGUUACAUCCCCUGGAUGGCUUUGCAAAUGGUGACAUUUGAAAAAGAGACAGUAGUGAUGCUCCAGAAAAGUGCCAGGUGUGUGGUUUUUCAGGAAGCUUUUUCAGGAAGCUGUCCCUGGUCUGAGCUGAUGGAGUUGGGGCCUGGGACACAGACUGAGCACCAAGGCAGUGAGCACACAUUACCCUAAUCCAUGAGAAUCAGCCUGGUUUGUUUUUACCAUCUUCAUCUCUUUGGAAAUCUGACAUUUCCUUCCCCACUCAAUUUCUUAGAGUGGCAUUUUGCUCUCUUGGGUGUCAGCUCUGGGGGCUGGGGCAUUUUGUGUCCUGCUUUAUCCCCUGGGAUCCAUGGGCAGCACUUCCACGUGUGCUCAAGGUCCCAUCUGAGCUGCUGUGUAGGUUUGUGUAAUCUCUGCAUUAAAACCCACACCUGCUCAUUCAUUUGUAGGCUGCAUAGUAUUUUCCAAUCUCUUACAGCAAAGUGGAAGGGAAAAAGCAGAGUUCAGAGGUGUGAAUGUGCUGGAAAUUUCAGGAAUGGAGUAAAUUCAUAGUCCAGCUUUUGUAGCCACAGAUUUAACUUUUCUGAAGCACAGUUCUGGGAGCCAGUGUUAUGAACAGAAUUCAAAUUAAAAUUUUUUAAACUUCCAUUAAGUAUUCCUGUUGAAUUAUCCAAAUUACUCUGUACAGUAAGGACAUAGAAAAAUGAAAUUUUAAAAGAUUUUUUUCCAUCUAGAAGUAAUUGUAACUUGAGCGCAAUUGUGCAUUCAUAGAAUUGUGAUCAUAAACACUGUUGAAGUGCAAUACAUAACACUGAAGGAGCAUUCUAAUUGUGUUUAUUACCCCAUUGGUACAUCGGGUUAUUGGCAGGCUUGUGGUGUUGUUGCUAGGUAAUAAUCAGGGUGUCUGUGCUGAUUAUGGGAUUAGGUUUGAAGCACAAAUGUCUUUGAUUCAUGAGGUAGAUUGCUUUGUGGGUGAAGCCUGGGCAGCCUGUGGAAGGCUUGUGUUGUCCUCCACUACCCAGCCAGGAUGCUUCCAUCCUCUGGUAGCAUUUUGCAAAUUCAUUUUUGGAAAGAGCAGUGAGGGAUUCUGCACACCAAAUUUCCUUUUCAAUUAGUCUUUGUGUUAUAAAAUGAACAAGCCAGUAGUGACCAGGAAAGAUGUGUGUAAAGAAGGAUUUUAUCAUUGAGUGCCAAAUACUCUGUUUAGAGUUGAAAACACAUAGAAUAUCUCAUUAAAAUCAAUGUUGAUUUGUAAGAGAUUCUUUAAAUGAGAAAAGUACAGAAGUCUCCCAUAAAGGAUUAACACUUCAGCUGUUGUUAGCAUUAAUAUCAAAUAAUCUUACAAGAAUUUAGGACUGUAAGGUGUUUGAAUUGUGUAAGGCCAUUAGUUGCUGGCACAGCACAAGAAGUGAUGUACAGAGGAGAUGUAGCAGUGGUUAUCUGUAGUUGUUUUAUUUCAGAUAUUUCCACCUCCCUGGCACAGCUUCUGUCCUCUUUGGCAGUGAAACUGUCACCCUGUUCUAGAGAGGGAUGGUCCAGGCAUUGGUGUUGGUACUGCCCAGAAGCACCAGGUUAAAAAACAAAUGCCCAGAGGAAAAGAUACAAUUGUUAGGAAGGCAGUAGGAUGGAGAUCACUGCACAGUUGGUGUCUCCCUCCAUGAAUGCCAAGGAUAAAAGUGGGCUUGCAAAGAGUGUUACCAUUAAUAUGUUUUAAAAUAGUCACUUGGCAGGCUCAGGCACCGCAGUUGGAUGUUGGAGGAGACCUGCAGUGCCACUGUUGCCUCCUCAAUGGAGGUGACAGCCUAAAAGUUGAUGCUGUUUGGCACUUUUCUACAAAAAGUAAGAAAGAAUAAAUUCGACAAGUGAUACAGUGAUGUAACAUCAAUCCAUCAAUAUUUGCUUUGGCUUCAUGUUGUGGAUUCCCUGUAAAAAAUGUUAAAAACUUCAAGUGGCUUUAGGAGCACUGCAGCAUCUACAGGAAUUCUGGCACGUUAGGGCAGACGGGGUUGUGUAAACUUUAAUUAGGGCUUGGGAAGCUGAACCACACUGAUGAAUAAAACAUGUCAGCAGCCUCACCCAACUGGUUGCAGUUCCAGUUCUAUGCAUGUUAGUGAUUCAGAAGGGUGAGACUUACCAUGCAAAACACACCUGAAAUGAACUUGAAAAUAGCUUUGCCUUCAUCUGGUGUUUAAAAGAGGAAUUUCCCCCUGCCUGCCGAGUCUGUAGGGAUUAGUUAUUUCAUGAUUCUGAAAUGCCUGGUGCAUUCUUAUAUUUGAUGUAUUUGCUGAUUUUUAAAUGGAAUUAGGUUUUGUAAAUAUUUUGUCAGCCCCAUUUCAGUGGGUGUCCAGUUUCUAUAAAACCUGAAGAAAUGUUGUGUCAAACCCCUGUGUUUAGCCAUGGUUUAUCCUAUAGCAUCUCCAGCUCUAGCUAACAGCAAUUAGUUUGAGAGAGCAGGGAACGAUUGCUUAGGGUUGUUUUUCCAGUUAACAUUGCAUGUGCUUUCCUACUUUUAACAUGAAAAGAGAAUUUCCCCCAAGUACAUUUUCCAGCAUAAAAAAUGAAAAAAUUUGUGGUGCCAAACACUUCAAACAAUGUUGCUAAGCAUUGCCUCCUCUUAUUGCACUAGUUUUAAAAUUCAGUUUUCGCUCAUUUACUAUCCUUUUGAUGGCCUUUUAAACAGAUUUUCCCCCAAAAUCAUUUUUUACUGCUGAAAAAUGCUUGUCCCCUUUUGACUACAUCACAGAAACCUCAAAGAAAUUUACCACAGACUGUGGGUGAAAGAAGCACUAUGUGGGGUGAAGUAAUAAAUCGAAGUAAUCAGAUUUUGAUAUGUUUCAGAAAUCAAAGAUUAAUUUAUGAUUGAGAUGUGAUUGUGUAUUCUUGUUGAGUGAAAUACUGGAAUAUUCUUUUAUAAGAAAAUUUAACCCAUGUAGUAUUAAAUUCUGCAAUUAAAUCUAUCUCUAUAAUUGAUAUAUAAUGAAGUAAAUUAUUACCCAAAAUUUAAAUUUUACAGUUGAAGAGCACACAAUGAACUAUGUAAAAGUAUAAUCUUUACUUUGUGAAUCAUUUUUUAAGAAGCACUUUCCUAUUACCAACAAGCAUGUGAAUGAAUUUUAGAUUCUCUCAUUUGUUAUGAUCUGUAAAAGUGACAUUUCUUCGAUCUGUCUGUUAAUGGGUAAAUCCAUCCUACAUAUGCUGAAACAAAGCACCUUAUACUAUGCUGCUUAAACUUGCUUGUAAUUGCACCUUUUGUUAUCUGCAGAGUUUUCUUAAUGAGUAUUCUUGUGUGAAAUCAUUGUUCCCUGUGGGUCUGGGGGACAAUUAACCAACCUACAGCAUCAUUUACUUAGUUUCUCUUUCAAUACAACAUUGUAUUGUGAGUUUAGUGCUUCAGAAAUAAAUGCUAAUUUCAUUUGUC